GUUUUGGUAUAAUAAUAAAGCCUCUCAUAUUUCGGAGUAGCGGCCGCAUCGUCUAUCCAUUCCUUCUUCUUGUUCAUUCUUGGACAAAACUGGCUCCACUCUCGCCUUGCUCUCUCUCGCUCUCCUGUGAAAUAAAAUUAUUCCCCUUCGUCCUGUCAAAACAAGGACGCAGAGGUCACAGUAAAAAACUUAUCAUUGGCAAGGCCGUGCGCCUGGAUACUGUUUCAUUAACAAGAGGUGGCUGAGUAUCAUUCGCUGGUCAGGCAGGAAGCGAAUAAAGACGAUACGUGACUUGCCCAGACACGGUGGGCGAUAAUACGGACACUAGCAAUAAGGCUGGGACACUAGUGGCAGUAUGUCGGCAAAAGGAGAUGAUGAUGGGCCCAGGGUCUACAUUCCUCCUUCUCGGGAGGAAAUAGCCGGAAGUUUUCAAUGGACCAAUCGGAAUGCUCGGGACUGGUCUAAAAUCAAAUUCAGAGAACUCUUUAAGGAUCAACAGUUUGACACAAAUGCAGGAGUUUGCAAAAUUACCGAUAUAGAUAAAUGUGAAGGUGAUGCGUACGCAGUUCGGAACCAAGGGUACUCUGCAGUGUAUGACUGGACUAUAAAACUAAAAUGGCAAGGAAGGCCUAAAGAAGCUCAAGAGUUAGCAGUGACUGGGACAAUAGAGAUUAGCAAUUUUAGUUCCAGUAGCAGUGCAAAUGAUCUCAAGAUACAAUUGCAGACUGAUAUUCGUCGACCGGAAUCGGAUAGGUUGAUGGCAGCGUUUCGUUCCGUCGUCAUACCCAGAUUGCGUGGCCAUCUCGAAAAUUAUGUUUAUUUCCUUCUGGACGUUCUAAGGGCCCCAAGUCGCACUUCCGCACCUGCCAAACCCAAACCUCACGUUUGGCUUAAAACAAAUCAACCGGACGUUGCUGAAAGUGAAACCUCCAACAGUCAAGCUCCUUCGCAUAUCGACAUAUUCCAAGAGCGUGAAGGAGCUGGUGGGAUGCGCGUUGGACGGGAUUUCCAAUCCAAAAUCCCUCCGUUACUUUCCUUAGAAGAUAGGCAAUCCCCCCAAGAAAAUAAUGAUAAAGCUCUUCUGGUUUGGUCACCUCCUGUCCACAUGAGCGAGGAAGAGAUUGAAAGGUAUUUGGAAAUAUCACGAGACAAAUACCAAUAUUCUGGAGAACAAGCCUUGGGGUUGCUAUUUUGGCAUCGAUAUGAUGUCGAAAAAUCGUUACAAGAUCUUGGAAAUUUUACACCCCAUCCAGAGGAAUGGACUGUUGAGGAUAAGGUUCUUUUUGAACAAGCCUUCCAGUUUCAUGGAAAAGCCUUUGACCGUAUUCGUCAGAUGUUACCUGACAAGUCCAUGUCCAAUCUUAUCAGAUACUAUUACAAAUGGAAGAAGUUCAAAAAUAAGACUAGCGUGAUGGAUCGACAAGCAAAGAAAUUUUCCCAAGAAGACGGGGAAGAAGCUCCAUUGGGAGCAACGAAUAACAAUAACAACAAACACUCCACUUCCGCCGCUGGUGGGCCGACGUACAAGACUUCCUCUCAUCAUGGAAAUGGGUCAUCAGACGUGGAGAGCGAUGAAAAAAAGGGAAGAGGAGAUUUAUGUUCAAAUUGCGGAAUUCCAUGCAAAUGGCUGGUCGUGAACGAGGAUAUGUGCAACACUUGCUUUUUGUAUUGGAAGAAAUCUGGUGGAUCAUUUAGGCCAUUAACAGGCCCACAGAAGCGAGGUGAAAGGCAGAUUUUGGGUGCAUUGCGUCAGCGUAGGUCUCCUCCGAAAGGAAUGUCCAUCAACCAUGACGAUUUAAAUACCCUAGCUACUUCCCCUCCACAAACUGAGAAUGUUACAAUUCAAGGGUUGGAAAAAGCUGUUCUCGAUGAAAAAUGCAAAGUUCAGAUAAAGAAACAAGAGAUUGAAAUGUUAAAACGGGGCCUUCCGAAGGACGGAAUGGGCAUGUAUCGCCCAAAGGAUAACCUUCCCUCGUCAAGUGCAAGUGCCACUACUAGAACUAAAGUAGUCACUCCGCACUGGUCCCAAGAAGAGCUCCUAAUGGCUACACAAGGAGUACGUCGUUAUGGCCGAGAUUUUCAAAAAAUUGCAAAAGUACUUGGAACGAAAACCGAAGCUCACAUGAAAUGUUUUUACACCACACACAAGAAGCGUUACAAUUUGGAUCAAUUAAUUAAAGAGUAUGAGUUGGAGAACGAAAACCAUUCAGAGAAGUAAAUGAAUAUUAGAAUAAUUAUGAUUCUUUAAAGAUACUUAAUGUCAAACAUUGGGAAAGGUUUAAUUAUGAUAAUUGGCGAAAUAAAAAUCGCAUACAUAUAUUUGUGUUGAAAUUAUUGAUAGCUUAAAUUAUUUUUAGGCUAUUUCGCUUUUUAAAAGUUCUCUAACACAACGAAAAAGUGGAAUAUAUUUAUACACUCCUUAUGUUUGUCCAAUAAAAAAAGUUACAAAAUUG
Folsomia candida is the source of this 2453-nucleotide messenger RNA. RefSeq names its product REST corepressor 1. Gene Ontology annotation, molecular function: ATPase activator activity; sequence-specific DNA binding; protein-folding chaperone binding. Bases 356 to 2218 code for a protein of 620 amino acids. Gene Ontology annotation, cellular component: histone deacetylase complex; transcription regulator complex. The transcript has 14 exons. Gene Ontology annotation, biological process: regulation of transcription by RNA polymerase II; negative regulation of DNA-templated transcription. Lineage: Eukaryota; Metazoa; Arthropoda; Collembola; Entomobryomorpha; Isotomidae. The record is from RefSeq and is a predicted model, not a curated record.